GCCGCAUUUGUAGCGAGCUGUUUCCAGUGUGAAGACGUGCGUCCGCAUUUUGUGCUGCAGCUUCCGAGUUGAUAUCUACUUCUCCGUUAAUAAGGACCUUCCGCCAUGUCGUCAGCUGCUGAGGUUCAGAGGAUGGCGGCCGUGGACCUGGGCGCCCUGCUAGAUGCGGGCGACGGCGCGGUCGUGACGCUGGUGGCGGGAGAGACGCGGCUGGCGGCGCACCGCGCGGUCCUGGAAGAGAGGAGCCCCGUGUUCCGAGCUAUGUUCCAGCACGACACGCUGGAGGCCAGCUGCGGCGAGGUCAGAAUCGCGGACGUGGGGGGCCCGGUGCUGAGGCAGCUGCUGUCUUACAUGUACACCCUGCAGGCACCCCAGCUGACCGACACGGCCCCGGAGCUGCUGGCGGCAGCCGACAAAUACGGCCUGUCCGCGCUGAAGGCCGCCUGCGAACAGCAGGUGGCGGCACAGCUGGAGGUGGAGACUGCGGCGGCUGCAGCUGUGCUGGCGGUGAGGCACUCGUGCCCCAGCCUAACUGCAGCCACCGUCCAGUUCAUAAGGGCCCACGACUACAAAGUAAUGGCGACGCAGGGCUGGGCAGACGCCGUGCUCGAGUACCCAAAAGACAUCGUCGAAGUCAGUCGGCUGCUUGGUGAGCCACCAGCAGAAGCCAGCGCGGGCCGUGGCUCCUGGAGUCCCAGCACCGCCACGCGGCCACUCGGCGACCCCGGACGCUCUCCUGCCGCGGCUGCCCGCCACACUCCGCCGCCACCAGACGACGCAGCCGUGUCUCGCCUGCGGAGCCUCUCUCAACAGGAGAGAGGGAGGAGGCUGAUAGAGGCGGCCAGGCAGGGCGCGGCGGAGCAGCUGCGCGAGUUACUGGCGGCGGGGGCGGACGUGGCGGCGAGGGAGGAGGGGGGGUUGGGGAACAGCUGGACCGCCCUGCACCUGGCAGCAGGCGGGGGUCACGUGGCGGCGGCCAGCUGCCUCGUCGGCGCCGGCGCGGAGGUCGACGCCAGGGAGAGGUGGGGGCAGGAGACGCCCCUGCACCAGGCUGCAUACAAUGGCCACGCUGGUGUGGUGCGGCUGCUGGUCGGCGCCUCUGCUGACCUCAACGCCAGGGAUUGGCGGGGGCGGACGCCGCUGCACUUGGCGGCAGAGAGGGGCCACGCAGGGGCGGCGGCUGAGCUCCUCCUGGCGGGGGCGGACAGGGGGGCCCGGGAUGAGGAUGGCAGGACCCCCCUGGACCUCGCCAGGCAGAGGGGAAAGCAGGAGCUGGUGGAUACGCUGACACAACGCUGA
Molecule: messenger RNA, 1299 nt
Organism: Schistocerca serialis cubense
Lineage: Eukaryota; Metazoa; Arthropoda; Insecta; Orthoptera; Acrididae
Product: poly [ADP-ribose] polymerase tankyrase-1-like
Exons: 4
Coding region: 106-1299 (397 amino acids)
Molecular function (GO): protein binding
Source: RefSeq, a predicted model, not a curated record